AGGUUUGUCGCCGGUAUGAUAUAUUGUGGAAUAAAUCUUAAUUCUGUGGACAUGACUGGAAACCGCUAUAUAAUCUUCCUGUUAUUAGCUUUCGUGGAAUUUCCUUCUCUUUUUGCUGCUUACUGCUUGUUUAAACGUUUUGACCACCGGAGGCCCAUUUGUUUCUUUCUGAUGUUCAGUGGAUUAAAUUGCAUCGUGUCAAAUUUUGUAACCAAAGGUUCAUUCUGGUUUCCUCUGAUCCUGGUCCUCCUCGGAAAGUUUGGAAUCACCUCGGCAUAUGGUUCAAUUUAUCUGUUAUCAGCAGAAUUAUUUCCAACAGUUGUGAGAGCCAACGGAUUAGGUUUUGCUUCGUUUUUUGCCCGUAUCGGUAGCAUAAGCGGACCUUUCAUACUUCAACUAUCAUCCUAUGUCAAAUGGCUUCCUCUAAGUAUCUUCGGCCUUUUGGCAGUGAUAGCGGGAUUACUGUUGCUGUUAUUACCAGAAACAAAAAAUAGAGAUUUACCGCAAACAUUUGAAGAUUUGGACAACUGGAAGAGCUGAUAUUGUGGUAAAACAAGAAACUUUCACUAUGGAAAUAAACGUAGAAUGCAUCCGACAACAAAAUGUAUCGGAGAAUUUCAGUUUCAAAAUUUGUCCGCCCUUCAUAUUUUACGAUUGAAAAUAUUGAAGACAAAAUCGAUUGAUUCAUUGUUAAUUUGUAACUCGUGUUCGAACGUUCCACAUACUGACUUUGCUCACGUGAUACAAUGCAACGCGGUAAGGGAAUCAACUACAUU
Molecule: messenger RNA, 776 nt
Organism: Octopus sinensis (East Asian common octopus)
Lineage: Eukaryota; Metazoa; Mollusca; Cephalopoda; Octopoda; Octopodidae
Product: organic cation transporter protein-like
Exons: 3
Coding region: 16-540 (174 amino acids)
Molecular function (GO): transmembrane transporter activity
Source: RefSeq, a predicted model, not a curated record